GUGUGAGUGGGCAGUGUGUGUUUGGCUGUCUUGCAUCAUUGUGGUUAUUUUAUUAAAAUUUUUUCUGGAAAUAAGAAGAAACUCUUGAGGAUAUCAAAAAUGAUGGGGCCUCUGCCUGUGAGCGGGCAGGAGUGUCCUGGCCGGCAGGCUGAUUGUUAGCCAUGCAGCGACAGCAAGAACCCACGGUCAGCACCCUGCAUCUUGUGGCCAAUGAUAUGACUGAUAUCAUGGAGAACUUGGACACACGAGAACUCGACAUUGGAGAUGGGGAAGAGGAGUUUGAUGGGCAGGACCCUAACAGUGCAGAAAACAGAAUCCCCUUCUCAGCGGUGUAUAAAACGAAGGGCUUCAAAGAAUCUGGAGCACGUGUGUUUCUUACAGCGCUUCCUAUUACCGCCAAAAUCCUGGAGGUGGAACGUUUCACUUCCGCCCAAGAUCGCUUCAACAUCACCACACAGAGAAGCGUUUCGAAGGCGCUUCCUGCAGUGUUUAAGAUAGAGUUGAGGCAUGGAAACUUCACCUGGAUGGUGAAGAGGAAGGAGAAACAUUUUAUGGAGCUUCACAGGGAACUCCGCACCUACAAGACCUUCAUCAGAAUUCCACUGCCCACCCGCAGUCAUGCAGAACGGAGACAAACUGUAAACAGGAACCUUGAACGGAAUAUGCCAAAUCUACCCCGGGGAGGAGGGGAAGAACUAGCCAGGGAAGAGCAAGUCUCCAGUCGAAAAAGACAACUUGAAGACUACUUGAAUAGACUGCUGAAAAUGCCAAUGUAUAGAAACUACCAUGCAACAAUGGAAUUUAUUGAUGUGAGUCAGAUGUCCUUCAUUCAUGACUUGGGACCAAAAGGCUUGGAGGGCAUGGUACUCAAAAGGUCAGGGGGUCACCGUAUUCCUGGACUGAACUGCUGUGGCCGCAGCAAAAUGUGCUACCGCUGGUCCAAACGGUGGCUGGUGGUGAAGGACUCUUGUCUUCUCCUCAUGAAGCCGGACACAGGUGCCAUCUCAUUUGUGCUGCUGAUGGAUAAGGCAUUUAGCAUCAAAAUGGAAACUAAAGACACUGAGACAAAACAUGGUGUCCGUAUAGACAGUCUGUCCAGGACCCUGGUACUGAAGUUCACAAGUUACCGUCAUGCCCGCUGGUGGGGGCAGGCCCUUGAUGAUUUUGUGCGGAAGUACGGCAGUAAUUUCCUGAAGGAUCAUCGCUUUUCUUCCUUCGCCAAAGAACAGAAGAACAUUCAGUCGAAAUGGUAUGUGAAUGGGAAACAGUACAUGGAGGACGUGGCGAAUGCACUGGAGGAGGCAGAGGAGGAGAUCUUUAUCACAGACUGGUGGCUGAGCCCUGAGAUCUUCCUUAAGAGGCCGGUUGUCGAAGGCAACCGCUGGCGACUUGAUUGCAUUCUGAAACGGAAAGCACAAAAAGGUGUGCGGAUCUUUGUGAUGCUGUAUAAGGAGGUGGAACUGGCUCUUGGGAUAAACAGUGAAUACAGCAAACGAACACUACUUCAGCUUCACCCCAACAUCAAGGUAAUGAGGCACCCUGACCACGUGUCCUCUUCCGUCUACCUGUGGGCGCAUCAUGAGAAGAUUGUAGUUAUCGACCAAUCGGUGGCAUUUGUGGGCGGCAUUGACUUGGCAUAUGGUCGCUGGGAUGAUAAUGAGCAUCGGCUGACUGACGUAGGGAGUGUAACCAGGACUCUUGUGUCUACAGAGAAUGCCACUGAAGCUUUUUCCGCAACAGCUGCUCCAGCAAACGGGUCCAGCAUGGUGCACAGCAAAGGUUCUGUCAUGGACAGUGUUGACCAACCGAAAAUAAAAAGACAUGGGAAGACCAAGAAGCUGCGUCUCAGCAUCCGUAAGCACCUGCAGAAACAUGGGUUGGCGCCUGCUGACAGUGUGAGCAGUGUGGAGAGCUCAGAAGAAAAGACAGAGGCAGUGCAGGAUCUGCAAGCAGACUUCAUCGGUCUGAUGGGAAACACACGGUUCUGGCAUGGCAAAGACUACUGCAAUUUUGUACACAAGGACUGGAUCCAGCUGGAUAAACCUUUUGAUGAUUUCAUCGACAGGCACGUAACUCCCAGAAUGCCUUGGCAUGACAUCGCCUCCGUGGUGCAUGGGAUGGCCGCCAGAGAUGUUGCUCGCCACUUCAUUCAGCGCUGGAAUUUCACAAAGAUCAUGAAGCCUAAAUAUAGGUCCCUCUCCUAUCCAUACCUCCUUCCUAAAUCUCACACUACUGCGAUCGAUCUUAAGUACCAGGUCCCUGGCUGUACCCCGACAAAUGUUCAGUUGUUGCGGUCGGCUUCAGACUGGUCAGCGGGUAUAAAAUACCAUGAAGAGUCGAUUCAUACGGCUUACGUCAACGUUAUUGAACACAGCAAACACUAUAUCUACAUAGAGAACCAGUUCUUUAUAAGCUGCGCUGACAACAAAGUCGUUCACAAUAAAAUUGGAGACGCCAUCGCCCAGAGGAUAAUAAAAGCCUAUCAAGAGGGUAAAAAGUACCGUGUGUAUGUGGUGACUCCUCUACUUCCUGGGUUUGAGGGGGAUAUCAAUACUGGAGGGGGAAGUGCCAUACAGGCAGUCAUGCACUUCAACUACAGGACCAUGAUUAGAGGAGACUGCUCCAUCAUCUCACAGCUGAAGAAAGAAAUGGGAGAUCAAUGGAUGAAUUACAUCUCAUUUGGGGGUCUGAGGACCCACGCUGAUCUCGAAGGAAAACUGGUGACUGAACUGAUAUAUGUGCACAGCAAGAUGCUCAUUGCCGAUGACAACACUGUCAUCAUUGGUUCUGCCAAUAUUAAUGACCGCAGUAUGCUGGGUAAGAGAGACAGUGAGGUGGCUGUCAUUUAUAAGGACAUUGAGACCGUGAGGUCAGUAAUGGAUGGCGAGGAGUAUCAGGCUGGACCCUUUGGACUGAGUUUGCGGCUGGAGUGUUUCAAGAUGAUUCUUGGUGCGAACACAGACCCCAGCAUUGAUGUCACUGAUCCAAUCAGCGACCAGUUUUACAAGGAGGUGUGGAUGACCACAGCUUCCCGCAAUGCCACCAUCUACCAAAAGGUGUUCCGCUGCUUGCCGUCCAGUGAUGUUCGGACAAUUCUGGAGUUGGAUGGGUUCCUCUCAAAGCCUGGCUUGGAGAAGGAGGACCCUGUUCGUGCUCAAGAGGAGUUGAAAAAAAUUCGGGGCUUCCUAGUCCAGUUUCCUCUCCAGUUCCUUGGCGAGCAGAACCUUCUACCACCCAUCGGAUCAAAAGAAGGCAUGGUGCCCAUGGACGUCUGGACAUAAGUGAUCAGAACGUGUCCACAUCACCAGGCUUACAAGAAACUGCAAAUCUAGCAGGUGUACCUGGCAAAUGAGGAACAAUUUCACUAGUUUUAUCAUAUAAUGAGCACAUCUUAGACACAAAAGGAGAUUUAGCCAUCACUUGUUUACCCAUCUGGGAUUAUGGACAACACCAGACUGGAUUAUUUCAUCUUUAUUGGAAGUUUGAUUGUCUGAAUGUUUUGUAUGGAGUCUAACACUAUGCAACUUCAACUAAUACUAUAUUAUGAACUAUAAUCUCAAGUCCUACAAGAUGGUGAGAUGGAGGAUUUUUUGACAAGUCUUUGGUGUUAUCUGACCCUUGAUUGGAUGCUGCAGGAGGUAUAAUAUUAUUUUGUCAUUAUUUAGAGUUUUGUGAUCUGUUAUAUGCACUACUGAGUUCAAGCUAUUCUCUAUAUUGAAGUGCCAACUAUCAACUUCUAUCUUUCUUUAUGUAGCUUCUGUCUUUUCUCUAUAUGCAGUGCAAAGCAUGCAACAUUCCCUGUAUUUCUAAAUGCUGUACUAUAGCUCAAAGUAUUUUACAGGUCUGUGAUGGUGGAUGUGGUCCAUGAUUGUUGUAUUCUUAUGGUACUAAUUGCCAUGUUUUGGUGGCCUUAUUAUAAUUGUUUGUGUCCCCAUCUUAAUGCUGAGUGAAUUUAUAUCGACCAAAGCUUCUGUCUUUAAUGAAAUGGCCUAAUUGGAUUUCUUAUGUAGAAUACUUAGACCAAUUUUCCAAGUGUAUUCCCAUUGCUUGCCCAUUCUUUACAGUAUUGUGUAGAAACGGCUAUGCCUAUGACUCUUAUGAAGUUUACAAACUUAUUUUUGAAAUAAUGAAACCAUACAUUCCAUGUAGAGGUUAUUUGCAAACAGUUGAAGUUAAAGAUUUACAUGUCAUUGUAAAAAUCUGAUUUUGUUUAACGGUGCACUCAGUAAUUUAUUCUACAUGGAGAGGGUCCACACAUGGGGGCUGCCAUGUUAGAAUCACAUGACCAGCCGAAUACGACUCGCUUAAUCUCAGUAACCGUCCUGUUAUUUAACACAUUCACUCAUGGUUGAGUGUGUAUACAAAAUUUCUACAAUGGCAUCUGAAACUGAAAACUAUUGCUUUUAUAUGAUGCUACAUCCAAGCCACUAGGUGUCAGUGUAAGUUCAAGAUGACACAAAGACAAAAGUUACUGAGUGCACCUUUAACUGGUCAUAAAGCAUGUGCUAAAGUCUGCACUGCUAACUGUGAAUCUGCACUUUUAUAGUAAUUCAGGAAUUGAUCAGAUAUAUCUGAUAUUUUAUUUUCCAUUCUGUUUUCUUCUUUUCCUUCAUGUCUUUGUUCCCUUUCCCCAUAAACUGCAUUUUAUUUUGCACACAAUAUGUCUCGUCAAGAAUACAAAUGACAUGUGUUGAGAUGUGUAUGAAAUAUAUGUAUGCAUUGAUGUAAUGCAGAUGAUUAAACAGAAUGAUUUUUACACUA
Molecule: messenger RNA, 4761 nt
Organism: Xyrauchen texanus (razorback sucker)
Lineage: Eukaryota; Metazoa; Chordata; Actinopteri; Cypriniformes; Catostomidae
Product: phospholipase D1-like
Exons: 26
Coding region: 162-3281 (1039 amino acids)
Biological process (GO): intracellular signal transduction; regulation of microvillus assembly; phosphatidic acid biosynthetic process
Molecular function (GO): phosphatidylinositol binding; D-type glycerophospholipase activity
Source: RefSeq, a predicted model, not a curated record